GAAGAAUUUCAAGAUGAAGAACUUGAUGAAGAACUUGAAGAAUAUGAAGAACUUUCUGAAGAUGAAGAGUACAAUGAUGAAACACUUGCUUCCACUAUUAUCCGAGAAAUCCAAGAUGGUACUUAUAUCUGUUUGGUUUGUACUGGGGAGAUCGAUCAGCACUCUCAAGUAUGGUCUUGUGACGAAUGCUACAGAGUGUAUGACCUUGAUUGUAUCAAGGACUGGGCACUUCGUGGUUCGUCAACUGACAAGACUAGUAAGCAAUGGAGAUGUCCAGCUUGUAAUGUUGCUAUUAAGAAUAUCCCCUCUCGCUUUACCUGUUGGUGUGGAAGGGUUGUGAAUCCACAUGCUAACCCUUUGUCUCCGUUCAGCUGUGGCAACUCCUGUAACAGUCAAUAUGAAAAUUGUGUCCAUUCUUGUAGUUCCAUUUGUCAUCCUGGUGCCCAUCCGAUUUGUGGUGCAAUGGGACCCUUAAUGAAAUGUCAAUGUGGGAAAGAAGCCAAACAAGUGCCUUGCUUAAUCACUCCAUACGAAACUGGCUGGAACUGCAGUAAUCCCUGUGAAAUUGUAAUUUGCGAUUUGAAGCACAAAUGUAAACGUGGAUGCCAUUCUGGUUUCUGUGGAGUUUGUGAAGAGAGCGUAUCUCUCAAAUGUUACUGUGGAAAGGAAGACUUGCAAUUGAGCUGCCACGAAAAACAACUUGAAGAAUGCCACGACUCGGAAGGUAAUUCAUGGAUUGGUGGAGGACGUUGCACCAAGAAGACGCGGGUGUACUACAACUGUAACAACCAUUAUCGGGACUUAGAGUGUCAGCCUCUUCCACAGCAAGUCGAGAUCUGCAGACUUGAUCCCUCGCAAGUCGAUACCUGCUACUGUGGAAAGACGCAUGUAGAGGCAAAAGGUAGAACGAACUGUACUGAUCCAAUUCCGCAAUGUGAUUCACGCUGUGAUAAGGUGUUACCUUGCGGCUGUCAUUGUCUAAUGAAAUGCCAUCCUGGUCCAUGCGAAUGCUUUUCUAAGAAGGACAUCAAGUGUGCCUGUGGCCAUGAGACGUUUUCUGUAAUGUGUAGAUUCAUUCAGGAGGGUUACCAACCCAAGUGUAAACAUAAGUGCUCUGUUCUUUUGAAUUGCAGAAAGCAUUAUCACCGUGAGCAGUGUUGUCAGUAUGAACAGGUAGCUCUUAAACGAGAACGAGACAAGAAGAAGGCAAUCAGAAAUAAUACCAGAUCGAAUUUUAACGACGAGAUAAUGACGAUGGAAGCUAUACAUAUAUGUAUGAAGACAUGUAAUAGAUUGAAAUCUUGCGGCCAACAUUACUGUGAAGCAUUGUGCCAUCCUGGGCCAUGUGGAGUUUGCUACGAAUCCACCAACGAAGACUUGGUGUGCAAUUGUGGAAAAACUGUUCUUCCAGCACCAGUUCGUUGUGGAAGCAAACUUGUUUGCCAUGAGCAGUGUGUUAGGCCCAAAGCUUGUGGUCAUCGUCCAGAACCUCAUGAGUGUCAUGAGGAUGCUGUAGCCUGUCCUAAGUGUACUGCUUUAGUUGCUAAAGAAUGUAAUUGUGGAUUGAAGGCAGAUAUUCCUGGUAUUCUCUGCUCGCAAGAAAAUGUAUCUUGUGGCUCCAUUUGCACUGUUGCUAUGCUGUGUGGACAUCCUUGUCUCAGAUCCUGUUCUUCUCGUUGUACCAAAGAUAACAUUCAUAACAGUUCAUCCCUCUGCAUGGCUCUCUGCAAGAAGGUCAGAAAGAAUUGUCCGCACUUGUGUAAAAUGAAAUGCCAUGCCAAUAAAGUCGGCAAAAGCGCUAAUUGUGAUAUUACCAGAUGCACAGAGUUGGUCCAAGUGACAUGUGAAUGCGGUCGUGUCAAGAAGAAAGUGCCUUGUGGAAGUACUGUAGAAAAUUCUUCUCUCAUUGGAAGUACUCUUGAAUGCGACGAAGAAUGUAUCAAAUCUAAGAGAGACACCGAGUUGCGUUCUGCAUUCAUGGCUAACAAGGUGAAUGAAUUGAAACAACAGGAUAUCGAAAAGGCAGCGUUCAACGCCUUGAUCAUCCAAGACGUCUUUUUCGGCAUAGUGAAGGACGACUUGGAGAACGAGUUGAACAAGUAUCUCGAAAAGUUUUCCAAUAAGGAACCGAAAUUUCAGUGGCUCAAGGAGUCUACUUUCAUCUUUUACUUUAAUACAACCUUCGAGAAAGUGACGCCAGAAGACGAAAACGAGUUGUAUUUGUUGCUGAAGACGUUGCGGAAGGUGCUUCGUGAGAAGUCAUUGGCCUUUGACUGUAAGUUGUGCUCUAUAGACGAAAGUGCUACCUACGUUCUCAAGAUUGAUAACGUCGCCAGUACCCCAACGAGAGAAUCGACCCCUCAGCCUGUCAAGAGUAUGAACUCGUUUGACUUGCUUGCAGAAGAGAAUACCCAAAUAGAAGUCUAG
Molecule: messenger RNA, 2427 nt
Organism: Scheffersomyces stipitis CBS 6054
Lineage: Eukaryota; Fungi; Ascomycota; Pichiomycetes; Serinales; Debaryomycetaceae
Gene: FAP1
Exons: 2
Biological process (GO): negative regulation of transcription by RNA polymerase II
Cellular component (GO): nucleus
Molecular function (GO): RNA polymerase II transcription regulatory region sequence-specific DNA binding; DNA-binding transcription factor activity, RNA polymerase II-specific; zinc ion binding
Source: RefSeq, a predicted model, not a curated record